GUGUAUCGAAAACCUAUCUGUUGCAGUCCAAUAACGUGGGUUUUCUGGGACACAAUGAAGUUUUUCAUCUUUUCUAAAGCUGGUCUCCACUGGAUCCCAGGUCUUGUUUUCCUGGUUUUGUGUGUUCAUCCUUCUGCUGUCCUGUGUGAAAACCUGUAUUGUUACUACUGUCCUCAGACGUCCUUUAACAGGACCUGCCGUCACGUUCUGUCAGAGUGUCGGCCGCAGGAACUUUGCUUCACCGCCGACGGCCGAUUCGGACGCGCAUCCGUUUUGUUCUCCAAAGGCUGCAUGUCGCAGAGAGACUGUGCCCGAUCCAACAGUCAAAUGAUACGCGGGAACAACAUCAGCUUCACGUACCUGUGCUGCGACCGUCAUUAUUGCAACUCCAGCCGGGGCUGCGAUCACAGCCUCGCACUCCUCACAGUGACUGCUAUCGCUGCGAGCGUCAUUACGGCCGGCUGGACUCGAACUGAACUCCUGUGAUGCUGAGAGAGACAUGACAGAAUACAAGCCGUUCCUGCUAAUGAUUUUAUUUUUAUUAUUAUUAUUAUUUUUUUUUUUUUUUUUAAAAAACCUGUGUUAAAGUACUUUUUAAUGUCAAGUUCACUUUUAACUGAGCCUCAUUAAAUACCGUUUAAUUUACA
Labeo rohita (rohu) is the source of this 647-nucleotide messenger RNA. RefSeq names its product bouncer (gene bncr). The record is from RefSeq and is a predicted model, not a curated record. The coding region runs from base 55 to 486 and encodes 143 amino acids. The transcript has a single exon. Lineage: Eukaryota; Metazoa; Chordata; Actinopteri; Cypriniformes; Cyprinidae.